Gossypium raimondii (Peruvian cotton) is the source of this 1842-nucleotide messenger RNA. RefSeq lists its product as uncharacterized. Bases 110 to 1741 code for a protein of 543 amino acids. The record is from RefSeq and is a predicted model, not a curated record. The transcript is spliced from 6 exons. Lineage: Eukaryota; Viridiplantae; Streptophyta; Magnoliopsida; Malvales; Malvaceae.
AUUCAAUUCCGCCCUUGGCCUGCCCUUCUUAAUUUGGUCUAUUAGCUGAUAAAGGAUCGAUCCUGGUUUGGUCGAGGUGGAGAAGUUUGAAGGGGCUUUGAGCUUAACAAUGUUAGGUAUAAAGAAGAAAUACCAUGUUAAACAAGAAUUGGACGAUGACAAGCCCUCCAUCCAUGGAAGAAUGAAAAGGAACAAUAAUAAUAAUCAGAACCAUCAAACUGGUUUCUGUCUUAUGUCCAUGUUGGAGUUACAAAAACCCAUUAUCAAUACGCCUUGUUGGCCCGUCAAGAAGGCGGCGGCUUCCACAAUCAUCGCUGUCUUUCUCAUUACCGUUCUGAUGGUUACCGUUGGUUGGCUUGAUAUUUCCUUCUUUUCAGGUGUUUCUUCAUAUCAAAACAUGGUCGUGGGUUCCAAAUCAACAACGGCAAGACACAAGCCCGAGUUCCCACUCGAAUGUUCCACUGAAAACCAGACACAAACAUGUCGGAAGGACUAUCCUACCACCACCGGUAUUCCACCCAUGAACACAUCAAAAGUUGAAUGCCCGUCGUUCUUCCGAUGGAUCCAUGAAGAUUUACGGCACUGGAAGCAGACAGGGAUCAGCCGAGACAUGAUCGAGGGUGCACGCAAGACGGCGCAUUUCAGGCUGGUGAUAGUGAAGGGAAAAGCAUACGUAGAGAAAUACAGGAACUCGAUACAGACCAGAGAUAAGUUCACUUUGUGGGGUAUAUUGCAGCUUCUAAGGAUGUACCCUGGAAGGUUGCCGGACUUGGAGCUGAUGUUCGAUUGUGAUGAUCGGCCGGUGGUUCGUUCAAGGGAUUUUCAGGGUCCAAAUGCCCGACCACCGCCGUUGUUUCGGUAUUGUGCUGAUGAAUGGAGCUUGGACAUUGUGUUCCCGGAUUGGUCCUUUUGGGGCUGGCCUGAGACCAAUAUAAGGCCGUGGAGAAAUGUAUUGAAGGAGAUAAAGAAGGGCAACGAGAGGAGGAAGUGGAAGGAAAGGGUGCCUUAUGCUUAUUGGAGAGGGAACCCCAGCGUCGCCCCUGCUAGGAAGGACCUUAUGAAAUGCAAUGCUACCGACAAAAAUAACUGGAACACCCUCCUAUACGUUCAGGAUUGGGACCGAGAAUCUAAACAAGGGUUCAAGCACUCAAAUGUAGAGGACCAAUGCAGCCACAGAUAUAAGAUAUAUACGGAAGGAUGGGCGUGGUCUGUAAGCGAAAAAUAUAUCCUAGCUUGUGAUUCAAUGACCUUAUAUGUAAGGUCUCGUUUCUACGAUUUCUUCAUCAGAGGCAUGCUACCACUGCAGCAUUAUUGGCCCAUUAGUGAAAACACCAAAUGUAAAUCUCUCAAAUUUGCAGUGGAAUGGGGCAACCUUCAUCCUCGAAAAGCACAGGCAAUUGGGGAGGCUGCUGGGAAAUUCAUACAUGAGGAUCUAAAGAUGGACAAUGUGUAUGAUUACAUCUUUCAUUUGCUAAAUGAAUACGCCAAGCUCUUGAAAUUCGAACCUACAGUUCCUCCGGGAGCAGUCGAGCUGUGUUCGGAAACAAUGGCUUGCCCGACAACCGGUACGUGGAAGAAGUUUAUGGUAGAAUCCUUGGUGAUGUCUGCUAGCGAUGUAACCGCAUGCCGUAUGCCUCCACCUUAUGAACCCCAAGAGCUGCGAGACUUUCUAGAAACAAAGGCUAAUUCAACGAGGCAAGUGGAGAUGUGGGAAGACCAAUAUUGGCUUAGUCUGUAUUAAAAGCAAUGAAAAUGCCUAACUUUUGGACCUCAAGAGGUGGUCAUAUGCAAUAGUUUUGGGAUUUUUUUUAUUAAUUAAAACAUCCAAACCUUUUUUUUUCC